AUGAUCAAACAUCGUUUAACAACUUAUAUUAUUGUUUUAAAUGAAAUGGCUAACAAAUGUAAUAAGUUUGCAAUUUGUAAAGCUUGUAAAGAAGCUAUUUCUCAAGAAUAUGCAUAUUCUAAAAAAAUAGUUAAUACAAAAAAAUGUGUUAAAGCACAUUUAUCAAAAUGUGAAUAUUUUUUUGCGAAGUAUGGUAAAGAAGAAGGAGAAAAUAUUCUUAAUAAAUCAGAUAAUGAAACAGCUAAAAAUAAUAAAAAUUUUAAAAAACGAUCAAAUGAUUAUCAAGAAAGUGAAACUGAUUCAGAUAGUAAUUCAACUAUAUUUAAUACUAAAACUAAACCACUUGAUCAAUAUAUAACACAUCCUUUAAAUUCUGCCCAACAAAAAAAAUGGUGGUAUCUUUUACUUAAAGCUACAAUUUCUAAUGGAUGGAGUUUUCGCUGGGUUGAAAAUAAAGAUUCAAAAGAAAUUUUUACUUUUUUAAAUUCUACUUUAAAACUUCCAACUCGAAAAUAUUUAACACAAAUUAAAGGUGUAAUUAAUCAAACACAGCGAAACCAAGAACUUGAAAUGAUAAAACAAAUGUACUAUUCAACUUCAGCCAUAAAUACUAGUGAACUAGAAGAAUAUAAUGAAUCUGACGAACAAAAUGAUAACUCCGAUUCAGAAAGUUUGGAAAGUGAAGAAGACAGAGAUACUAAUAAUUGGGAUAACAUUAUGUUAAUGCUAAAUCAAAU
Messenger RNA from Scutellospora calospora, 737 nucleotides. NCBI's taxonomy places the organism in Eukaryota, Fungi, Glomeromycota, Glomeromycetes, Diversisporales, Gigasporaceae. The record is from the annotation of a GenBank genome assembly.